Molecule: messenger RNA, 948 nt
Organism: Tupaia belangeri chinensis (Chinese tree shrew)
Lineage: Eukaryota; Metazoa; Chordata; Mammalia; Scandentia; Tupaiidae
Product: olfactory receptor 8J3
Exons: 1
Coding region: 1-948 (315 amino acids)
Biological process (GO): G protein-coupled receptor signaling pathway
Cellular component (GO): membrane
Molecular function (GO): G protein-coupled receptor activity; olfactory receptor activity
Source: RefSeq, a predicted model, not a curated record
AUGGCUCCUAGAAAUUUCACCCAGGUCACUGAGUUUAUUCUCACUGGCAUCUCAACCACUCCACAGUUGCAAGUUCCCCUCUUCUUGGUCUUCUUCAUGAUCUAUGGGCUGGCCGUGACAGGAAACCUGGGCAUUAUCACCCUCACCAGUGUUGACUCUCGACUUCAAACCCCCAUGUACUUUUUCCUGCGACAUUUGGCUAUCAUCAAUCUUGGAAACUCUACUGUCAUUGCCCCUAAAAUGCUGACUGCUUUCGUUGUAAAUAAGAAUAUCACUUCAUACUAUGAAUGUGCUGCCCAAAUGGGAGGGUUCGUGUUUUUCAUUGUGUCUGAGGUCAUCCUGCUCUCUGUGAUGGCCUACGAUCGUUAUGUGGCCAUUUGUAACCCCCUGAUGUAUAUGGUGGUGGUAUCUCCACGGUUGUGCCAUCUGCUGGUAGCCCUCACAUACCUCUAUGGCUUUUCAACAGCUGUGGUGGUUUCCCCUUGUGUGUUCUCCAUGUCUUAUUGCUCUUCCAAUGUAAUCAAUGACUUUUAUUGUGAUAUUGCCCCCGUGUUAGCAUUGUCCUGCUCUGAUAUUUACAUGCCAGAAACUGUGGUUUUUAUAUCGGCAACAACCAAUUUGUUAUUUUCUUUAAUCAUAGUUGUGGUAUCUUAUUUUAACAUUGUUUUGUCCAUUCUAAGAAUACGUUCAUCUGAAGGAAGGAAAAAAGCCUUUUUCACUUGUGCUUCCCAUAUGAUGGCUGUCACAGUUUUCUAUGGGACACUGCUAUUUAUCAAUUUGAAACCUCGAAGAAAACACUCAUUCGAUUCUGAUAACAUCACUUCUGUGUUUUACACAAUGGUGAUCCCGAUGCUGAAUCCCAUGAUCUACAGCCUGAGGAAUAAGGAUGUGAAGGCCGCCUUAAAGAGAUGCAUGACAAACCCAUGCUAUUCGUUUAAGCCAAUGUAA